AUGGCGGACAACUCUAGACAUGGUGGUCCACCUUCCAAAAAUGCCUAUGUGACGCUCCUCACGCGGCCCUCAUAUCUUGCGGGUGCCAUUCUCCUCGCAUAUACACUUCACAAGCACUCGCCGUCCACACCCCUGAUUAUAUGCUACACCCCGGACACCCUUCCGGAAUCAUCAGUCACUGCCUUUGCCGCCGAAGCCAAAUACUCCGACAUAAUUCUCCAACCCGUCGAGCACCUCCGCCUCCCCGAAGAUGGCACUGCCCACGGCAUGGUCGCUGAGCGCUUCAUCGACACAUGGACCAAGCUCCGCGUCUUCGACUUAUGGGACAUGCCCCAGAAAUGGGAGCGACUUUGCUGGCUCGACGCCGAUAUGAUGAUCUUCUCCGACCCUUCCCCUUUAGUCUUCAACGCGCAAAACGACGAGUACCUAAUCGGAGGUGAUGGCAUGAGGACAAUGGCCGUACAUACCUGCGUAUGCAAUCUCGACCACGACGCCUGGGCCCCCGCAGAAUGGACAAAGGAAAACUGCGCCAUGACGCCCCUCACCUCCCCCGAUCAAUUGGCACAAGUCAAAUCCGAGCCCUAUACCCUGACCAACUUCAACUCUGGCACCUUUCUGUACCGCCCGUCCAAGCAGCUUGCAGACUUUGUGCAGCAAAAGUUCGAAGAGCUAGGCAAUGCCCGGCUCCGCGCUAUGAAGUUUCCAGACCAGGAUUUCCUAAACGAAGCGUUUGACGGGCGGUGGGCGCCGCUUUCGUGGCGCACGAAUGCGCUUAAGACAUGGCGGUAUUGGCAUACGAAUAUUUGGACCGACGACUCGUAUGUUGCUGUCUUGCACUAUAUCGUGGAUAAGCCGUGGGCUGCGCGUAACAAGCCUGAUGGUUCAGCCGGGUACUUGGGGAAAGAUGGGGAGACGCAUAAGUGGUGGUGGGAUGAGUUCGAGGUUUGGCGGAGAGAAAGGGAGGAGCAGGGGGAGAGGGAGUUGCUGGAGGUUGUCGAGAAGUAUGUUGCGAAUAAGGAUGGGAAGGCGAAUGAGGAGAUGAAGGCAAUUGGGGGUGGGGCUCAGGAUUUUGCGAAGAAGUGGGAUACGAAGGAGAAGGAGAAUGAGGACGGUGCAAGUAAAGAAGGUGGUGGGCUAAAGUUGUCGGAUGAUGCGCAGAAAAAGGCAGACGAAUACGGGCAGGGGCCUCAUGGUCCUAUACUUAGGAAACCAAUGUUGGGGGAGAGGGGACAUGGACCUGUUGUUCACGGACGUUAA
Bipolaris oryzae ATCC 44560 is the source of this 1257-nucleotide messenger RNA. RefSeq names its product glycosyltransferase family 8 protein. NCBI's taxonomy places the organism in Eukaryota, Fungi, Ascomycota, Dothideomycetes, Pleosporales, Pleosporaceae. The record is from RefSeq and is a predicted model, not a curated record. Gene Ontology annotation, molecular function: glycosyltransferase activity. The coding region runs from base 1 to 1257 and encodes 418 amino acids. The transcript has a single exon.